AGGCGGCUCCGCGCUCGCACUUCGGCUCGGCCGCCCCACCGCGCACUCGCCUCUCCGCUCCCGCCGCAGCCCCAGGGCCCCUCGCCGCCGCCACCAUGGACGCCAUCAAGAAGAAGAUGCAGAUGCUCAAGCUCGACAAGGAGAACGCCUUGGAUCGAGCCGAGCAGGCGGAGGCCGAUAAGAAGGCGGCGGAGGACAGGAGCAAGCAGCUGGAGGAGGACAUCGCGGCGAAGGAGAAGCUGCUGCGGGCGUCGGAGGACGAGCGGGACCGGGUGCUGGAGGAGCUGCACAAGGCGGAGGACAGCCUCCUGGCCGCAGAUGAGGCCGCCGCCAAGCUGGAAGAUGAGCUGGUGUCGCUGCAAAAGAAACUGAAGGGCACCGAAGAUGAACUGGACAAAUACUCCGAGGCUCUCAAAGAUGCCCAGGAGAAGUUGGAGCUGGCGGAGAAAAAGGCCACUGACGCUGAAGCCGAUGUAGCUUCUCUGAACAGACGCAUCCAGCUGGUUGAGGAAGAGUUGGAUCGUGCCCAGGAGCGACUGGCAACAGCUUUGCAGAAGCUGGAGGAGGCCGAGAAGGCAGCAGACGAGAGUGAGAGAGGCAUGAAAGUCAUUGAAAGUCGAGCCCAAAAGGAUGAGGAGAAAAUGGAAAUUCAGGAGAUCCAACUGAAAGAGGCCAAGCACAUUGCUGAAGAUGCCGACCGCAAGUAUGAAGAGGUGGCCCGUAAGCUGGUCAUCAUUGAGAGUGACCUGGAGCGCGCAGAGGAGCGGGCUGAGCUCUCAGAAAGCAAAUGUGCCGAGCUUGAAGAAGAAUUGAAAACUGUGACGAACAACUUGAAGUCACUGGAGGCUCAGGCUGAGAAGUACUCACAGAAGGAGGACAAGUAUGAGGAAGAGAUCAAGGUCCUUUCUGACAAGCUGAAGGAGGCUGAGACUCGGGCUGAGUUUGCAGAGAGGUCAGUAACUAAAUUGGAGAAAAGCAUCGAUGACUUAGAAGAGAAAGUGGCUCAUGCCAAAGAAGAAAACCUUAGUAUGCACCAGAUGCUGGAUCAGACUUUACUGGAGUUAAACAACAUGUGAACCCUCCUUAGCUGCGACCACACUCUUUUCAUGUCGUUUUGUUGUCAUUUUGUUUUGUUUUUUGUUUUAUUUUGUUUUGAAACACACCACGCUUACCAUGAAACCCCUUAAACGCAUUUUUAUUUACUUUUACACUGUCACAGAAACAUCCACAAGAUACCAGCUAGGGCAGGGGGUGGGGGAAACACACACAUACAGACAAGGCAAGGCCGUGGCAGGGCUGUAAUGACUUAAAUGUGCCAUUUCCCAGGUUGACGUUGCCACACUUACUACAGAGUUUUGCAACAAAGUAUACUCAGCCAGUCUAGGAAUCCUCCCUAAAUUUGCAGAAAGAUUUCCACUCAAAGUGCCAACGAUGAAUUCAGCAGGAAGAUUAAUGUUGAAAACGCAAUCAGGUGUGGAUUGGUGCUACUUUAAACAAAAGGUCCCACUGUGGUCUUUUGUUCAAUAUUGUACAAUUUAGAAUCCUGUCCAACACUAAUUUAUUUUGUCUUGAGUUUUAUUAUGAGAUGAGACUGCGGAUCCGGUAUGCCUGAAUUCACCAACGCCAAGGGUUUAUAAGGCACGCUGCUCUUAUAAGACUUCUAGUUCCUUCUCAUUGGCACACCUGCUGCUCAUUACAACUUGUAGGCUAGCGUUCGAUUCAGAAUUCCACUCUCCAUUUCUCCAUGUUAAAGUGAGAGAUUUAGGCACUACGUACAAUUGGUAAAGAAAAAUCAUUUUCUUAAAAGCUAUAACUAUAUGUAAACAUUGUAUAAUGGUAUGGAAUAAAAUGCACAUUGUAGGACAUUUUCUAAA
Suricata suricatta (meerkat) is the source of this 1874-nucleotide messenger RNA. RefSeq names its product tropomyosin 1 (gene TPM1). The transcript is spliced from 10 exons. The record is from RefSeq and is a predicted model, not a curated record. Gene Ontology annotation, cellular component: actin filament. Bases 96 to 1076 code for a protein of 326 amino acids. Gene Ontology annotation, biological process: actin filament organization; cardiac muscle contraction. Gene Ontology annotation, molecular function: actin filament binding. NCBI's taxonomy places the organism in Eukaryota, Metazoa, Chordata, Mammalia, Carnivora, Herpestidae.